Molecule: messenger RNA, 1941 nt
Organism: Linderina pennispora
Lineage: Eukaryota; Fungi; Kickxellomycota; Kickxellomycetes; Kickxellales; Kickxellaceae
Exons: 6
Coding region: 1-1941 (646 amino acids)
Source: RefSeq, a predicted model, not a curated record
AUGUCUCCGGUUCACUGGGAAACCCAAGGCAUAUUCGGUCCCUUGGCUGUCGUCUACAACUCGUUCUCGACCAAGCCAGUUGCCGAGCAGGCUAGUCGCCGCGCCAUUGAUACCCCACUGGCCAAGCGCUGCCGUAACGUUCCCGACCUUGUUGACUGCGGUGUCAUCAUUCCCGAUUUCAUGGGUUACACGCAGAGGCACGCUGUGUUUCGGAGAGGAUUUGAACCAGUGGAUGAGGUUGUUGAGAAGCUGCGCAAAGCCGCAGCAGAAAUGGCCGCAGCAGCAAAAAGCGAGCCUGCAGCACACCAACAAACAAGUGGCAUGAAGACUCGGCAAGAAAUGCUCAACGAAGACGCCGAGGUAGAUUCAGGCGAAAACGCCAAGGUGGCAGAGAAUCUGAAGUACUUUUUGAAUCCAAAGGAGCUGCUGACGCCGAUAACGCCCAGGGAUCCAAGUGAAAACAUCAAUGUGCAAGCAUUGCGCAGUCGGCGGAUAGACGACGAUUUUGAAGUGGUCGAGAGGGUUAGGGCAGAUGAGGUUGCCAAUAUGCUGAGGGGCAAGAGCAGCAAGGAGGCGGCCAAGAAGCUGGACGAGCAGGACGGAUGCAGGCUGCUGCGGGCAGCACUUAAUUCUGGGCGGACACCGAGCGCACAAGGCCGGUCGUCCAGCAGGCGGUCGUCGGCGCGGCAAACACCCAGGGGCUCGGGGAGUGCGAGCCGGGUGCUGAGCCGGGACGUGUCCGACGAUGAGUUCGACGACACAGCGAGUUUCAUGUCGGACGAGACGUGGGUGAUUGUGCAGGAGGAGGAGGAGGGAAUGGGGGUGAAGGAGGAGGAUAUUACUCAGGAGCAGCAAGUCGAACAGGUCGAUAACUGGGAGGACAUUAUCACGGCGGCUCUGGAUGCCAUGUCAGAAAAGCGCGUCAGCACACGGGAAAAGGCAUUGGCUACCAUUGUCCGGCUGUUCUCGCACAAGUAUGUGGGGGAGGAGCUGGACAACUCGCGCAUGUCUUAUUUGGACAGCUUCAAGCGCAGCGUCAAGAGCACCAAGAGCGAACGCGAAAGCACGCUUGCCGCACGCGCCAUUGCCCUGUGGUUCAUAAACUUCGGCGCCGACGCACCCGAGGAGUAUGCCGAAGCCAGCGAGCUUCUGAAGAGCAUUGCUUUGACACACAAGUCAGCCAAUGUGCGCGUGCUGGCACUGAGCUCCCUGGGCGUGGCCAAUUUCGUCGCGGGCGUGGAUUACCGGGACGCAGCGCAGCUGAUGCAGUUUGUCGAGACGAAUUUCCUGGACGUGCAGACCAAGGCACAGCCGGUGGCGGUGAUUCGGCAGGCGCUCGAGACGUACGGAUUCCUGAUGACGGUGGCGGCUGGUGGCGAUGCCAGGCUCGCUGAGCAGCUGUUCGAGUCGGCGUUCUCGGCCCACAUCAAGGCGCUGAUGGCCGAGAGCGUUGAGGUGCGUGUGACGGCAGCACAGAACUUUGCACUGGUGCACGAGGAGCUGUCGGAGGAGAACGAGCGGUUCGAGUUUAUGCGGCAGGAGGAGCUGCUGGCGACGCUGGAGAUGAUGAAGCGGGAGAGCAGCAAGCGGCAUGGCAAGAAGGGCAAGAGCAUGCAAAAGUCGGUGAUCCGGGAUGUGUUGCGCACGAUCGAGGAGGGUGAGUCGCCAGACCUGAAGCUGCUGUUCAGGGGCCGGGCGGUGCAUUUCGACGACUGGUCGCGGAUCCUGCGCCUGCAUGCCUUCCGCGCCAGCCUGGGCGGCGGGCUGCCGGUGCAGUUUGUCGAGUUUGACUUGUCCGCCAGCGACUUCUACAAGGCUGAUGGCCGGGUGGUUGUCGAUAGCAACUCGGAGCUGGCAAAGUCACGCGCCGUCAACCGGCGCAAGCAGCGGGACCGGCGCGGCCAUAUGCUGCGGGGCAGCGGCGACGACGACGGCUACUAA